Molecule: messenger RNA, 1564 nt
Organism: Balaenoptera ricei (Rice's whale)
Lineage: Eukaryota; Metazoa; Chordata; Mammalia; Artiodactyla; Balaenopteridae
Gene: NSUN4
Product: NOP2/Sun RNA methyltransferase 4
Exons: 6
Coding region: 61-1215 (384 amino acids)
Biological process (GO): rRNA methylation
Cellular component (GO): mitochondrial large ribosomal subunit
Molecular function (GO): methyltransferase activity
Source: RefSeq, a predicted model, not a curated record
CGGAACCUGCGCGUCUCCCUUAGCGGUUCCGGUCGGAAUUACCCGGCAGCACACGCCGACAUGGCUGCGCUGGUAGGGAAAGGUGUGCGCGACAUGCUGAAGCGUGCGGACUUCAUGACGGUCCCGCGGAGACAACGACAUAAGAAGAAAUGGGCUGCCACAGAGCCCAAAUUUCCUGCCACUCGACUGGCUCUGCAGAAUUUUGACAUGACCUACAGUGUGCAAUUUGGGGAUCUUUGGCCAUCGAUCCGGGUCAGUCUCCUCUCAGAGCAGAAGUAUGGUGCACUGGUCAAUAACUUUGCUGCCUGGGAUCGUGUGAGUGCUGAGCUGGAGCAGCUGAGUGCCAGGGACUUCGUGAAUGAAGCUAUCUUCCAUGGGGAACCAGAACCUGAGAAUGGCCAAACUGCACCUCCACCCCCUGCCUCCUGGGCCUGCAGUCCAAACCUUCGAUGCUUCACUUUCGCCAGAGGGGAUGUCAGCCGUUUCCCUCCUGCCAGGCUUGGCAGCCUGGGUGUCAUGGAUUACUACCUGAUGGAUGCUGCCUCCCUGCUGCCUGUCCUGGCCCUCGGCCUGCAGCCUGGUGACACUGUGCUUGACCUGUGUGCCGCCCCUGGGGGAAAGACACUAGCAUUGCUUCAGACUGGCUGUUGCCGCAAUCUCGCUGCCAAUGAUCUCUCCACUUCACGAGCAGGCAGACUACAGAAGGUCCUUCACAGCUAUGUGCCUCAAGAUGUCAGGGAUAGGAAUCGAGUUCGAGUCACAUCAUGGGAUGGCAGGAAGUGGGGAGAACUGGAGGGGGACAUCUAUGACCGGGUGCUGGUGGAUGUGCCCUGUACGACAGACCGCCACUCCCUUCGUGAGGAGGAGAACAACGUCUUUCAGCGUUCAAGGAAGAAGGAGCGGCAGAUGUUGCCUGUGUUGCAGGUGCAGCUUCUUGCGGCUGGACUCCUUGCUACCAAACCAGGAGGCCACGUUGUCUAUUCCACCUGCUCACUCUCACACUUACAGAAUGAGUAUGUGGUGCAAGGCACCAUCGAGCUCCUGGCCAAUCAAUAUGGCAUCAAGGUUCAUGUGGAAGACCUGACUCACUUCCGAAAGCUUUUCAUGGACACAUUUUCUUUCUUCCCAUCCUGCCAGGUUGGGGAGCUGGUAAUCCCAAACCUCAUGGCCAAUUUUGGGCCUAUGUACUUUUGCAAAAUGUGUAGAAUGACGUAGCAUCACCCUGUUCCUGAAGUCCUGUUGUAGGAAGACAAAGCGUGUACUCUUGUGAAGACCAGUGGCAGAGGUGCACUCUGGCCUGUCUCCAUCCCAUUCAAGUCUUUCUAUAGACAGUUUUCAGCAGUAGGAAGUAAGAGUUUUUCUGUCCUGCUGUCCAAUUGUGGAGCAUCAGCACGUUUCUAACUCACUUAUUACACUCCACUUCCAACCCCUACUCCCCAACUCUGAGCCUGUGCUAAAGGUUCCUGCCCCAUUAGGGGCUUAGGAGGAGGAACCUGUGAGCAGGGCCACUCUUUAAGCUGUAAACUUGGGAAGAAGCAUUUAGCCAAUAAAAUUGUUGAAGCUC